This is a messenger RNA of Drosophila busckii, 1311 nucleotides long. RefSeq names its product nuclear transcription factor Y subunit beta (gene Cpr47Ee). Gene Ontology annotation, cellular component: chitin-based extracellular matrix. The transcript has 3 exons. The record is from RefSeq and is a predicted model, not a curated record. Lineage: Eukaryota; Metazoa; Arthropoda; Insecta; Diptera; Drosophilidae. Gene Ontology annotation, molecular function: structural constituent of chitin-based larval cuticle. Bases 154 to 1236 code for a protein of 360 amino acids.
GUCGUUGCACGGCUUUUCCAGUGGCAAGCAGCAAACAGUAACAGCAACAAUCCCAGUCCCCAAUCAAACGCGAAAAGUGAAACAUCAGAUUUAUCGAGCGUGUAAUUUGCUAAACGUUUUUAGCCAAGAUUUAUGACAACGCUGACAGCUUAAAUGCUCUCCAAGUGCAAAGUGCGGCAGAUGCGGUGUCAAGUGUUUCUAGUGUUCUGGCUGCUGCUCGUCGGCGCAUGCCGUGCUCAGCUGCCCAAUCCAGUUCCAGUGUCGCCCUUUCAGCAGUCACCGUUUCAGCAGCGCCAGCCACUAGCACAGCAGUCGCCAUUUCAGCGCCAGCGUCAACAGCUGCCCCAACAGGGACUCUUUGGCGCACAGGCUAAUCCGUUGAAUCCGCUAGUGCCACCGAUAACACCGCUAGCCACCGCUGUGCAGACUCCCUAUCGCUACAAUCAGUACCAGCAGCAGCAGAACUAUGUGCCCAUAACAGCCUAUCAGAACGAACUCAAUCUGGACGGCAGUUUCUCUUACGGCUAUGCAGCGGCAGAUGGCACCACCGCCCAGGCGCAGGGAUACGUAAAGAAUUUGGGCUAUGGUGAGGGUGUUGAAGCGCAGGUAAUUCAAGGCUCCUAUUCGUACACCUCGCCAGAGGGCACGCCCAUAACAGUGCGUUACAUUGCCGACGAGAAUGGCUUUCGCGCUGAGGGCACUGGCAUACCAACAACACCACCGCAGCAAUACUUUGCCGGCGCUCAGCCGUAUCAGCCUGGUGUGAUCAAUCCCAAUCUGAACCCGUAUCAAACGCCUUUCAGACAACUGCCAACAGCUACAGGCGCAUUUCGACCUGCACCAGGACAACAGCUAACACCGUUGCAGCAGCAGCAGCAACAACAACAGCAACAGUUGCAGCAGCAGCAACGAAACUUUCCCAACAGCGGACAAUAUCAGCCAGAGCAACCUUUUAAUUCCCUGCACUCGGGCAACUUGCCUGCGCAAUAUGCUGGACAAUUUGGCAAUACGUUGACUGCACAACAGCAACAGAAUCUAACACAGCAGCAGCAACAACAACAACAGCAACAACAGCAGCAGCAGCAACAGCAGCAGCAGCAACAAAAGGAUCAACGCAAUGAGCAGCAGCAACAGGCGUUGCUCACACAACAGCUGCGAGGACGACCCAAUCAGCUGGUGGAUGGUUAUGGCUACAAUCAGUAUAAUAGACGCUUCAAGAAAUCAUCCAAGUUUUAAAUGUUCAAUUUAUACAUUAACCAUUAGUCGCUUUAGUUCAUAUUCAAAUGCAUGAAAUACAUGCGCAAUGAAAAU